This is a messenger RNA of Aphanomyces astaci, 634 nucleotides long. RefSeq lists its product as hypothetical. Lineage: Eukaryota; Oomycota; Saprolegniomycetes; Saprolegniales; Verrucalvaceae. The record is from RefSeq and is a predicted model, not a curated record. Bases 119 to 574 code for a protein of 151 amino acids. The transcript has 2 exons. Gene Ontology annotation, biological process: ribosomal small subunit assembly; translation. Gene Ontology annotation, molecular function: RNA binding; structural constituent of ribosome. Gene Ontology annotation, cellular component: cytosolic small ribosomal subunit; ribosome.
AUAGCGAAUGGCAUGUCACGACGGGCCAAUUGGCCAGGAGCUGCUCGGGAUUUGAACAGGUCAUGGCCCCCGUUUCCACUCUUCUUGUUGCCCGCUUCGACAAAACUUCUAGACGACAAUGGCUGAUUUCGAUGCUCCCCGUGGUGUGACUGUCCGCGACGUCAAGGCCGCCGACUUUAUCAAGGAAUACGCUGAACACUUGAAGCGUUCCGGCAAGAUGGAACUCCCGAUCUGGUGGGACAUCGUCAAGACCGCGUCGUUCAAGGAAUACUCCCCCGACAACGCCGACUGGUACUACGUCCGCGCCGCGUCCAUCGCGCGCAAGGUGUACCUUCGCGAAAACACUGGUGUCGGUGCGUUGAAGAAGGUGUACGGCGGUGCCGCUCGCCGUGGCGCCCUUCGCCAGCAAUACCAAAAGGCAUCGGGUGGGUUGAUUCGCCACAUCUUGCACCAGUUGGAAGAGAUGAAGGUCGUGGAGAAGUGCCCCGAAGGCGUCAACAAGGGCGGUCGCAAGAUCACCAGCCACGGCCAAACCGACUUGGAUCGCAUUGCUGGCCAAGUCGCCCGCGCUUAAACCUCGUGUUUUUUAACCUUGUCCUUGCAACAACAAGAAAUAUCGGAUUCUCCGGACCUG